AAAGGAUAAGAAAUCAGACAGAGAGAGAGAGAGAGCUCUGGAAAAAUGAGCUGCUCAUUCAACCUCCAUUUUCCCAAAGCUCUACCUCCUCUCUUCUCCUGUUCUCGACGAUGUGGGACUGCUCCUUCUUUCUUCGUUGCUUCCCAACACAAACCAUCAUCUCACACCACCACUCCUUCCCAAAAGGCAUACAGUUCCCUGAAGCCAAAUGAGUCCAUCAGUCUGCAGAAACCAAGUUUGGCUCUACAAAUAGGAGCUCUCCUGGCCUUUGCUGAGCAACCGGCGUUUGCUGUAACUGGGGUGAAUAACGAGCCAGAACUCAGCUGGGUUCUGAUACAAUUGGCGAUUGUUCUCUUUGGGUACUUCAUAGUUAUGCCUCCAAUUAUAUUGAACUGGCUUAGGAUAAGAUGGUACAGAAGAAACCUUCUCGAGCUGUAUGUGCAAUUCAUGUUUGUCUUCAUUUUCUUCCCAGGGGUACUUCUGUGGGCACCAUUUCUAAACUUCAGGAAAUUCCCAAGAGAUCCAUCCUUGAAGUACCCUUGGUCUACGCCUGAAGAUCCUUCAAAGAUUAGAAAUGCAUAUCCGAAGUACCCGUUCGCAAAACCUGAAGAUUAUCCAUGAAACUGUAUUCACGGCACAAAAUAUCUAGUUGGAGAUUUUUGGAUCAAAUUGUAUGUCUACAGUUUUUCUAAAUGGCAAAAAAGUAUACUUUUUCUUCUUGUGAUCAGAGAAUUCAUUGAAUGGGAUACAAGCACAAUUUUUUAUA
Molecule: messenger RNA, 766 nt
Organism: Neltuma alba
Lineage: Eukaryota; Viridiplantae; Streptophyta; Magnoliopsida; Fabales; Fabaceae
Product: NAD(P)H-quinone oxidoreductase subunit L, chloroplastic
Exons: 5
Coding region: 46-621 (191 amino acids)
Molecular function (GO): oxidoreductase activity, acting on NAD(P)H, quinone or similar compound as acceptor
Source: RefSeq, a predicted model, not a curated record